Messenger RNA from Nelumbo nucifera (sacred lotus), 4309 nucleotides. RefSeq names its product putative cellulose synthase A catalytic subunit 3 [UDP-forming]. Gene Ontology annotation, cellular component: membrane. Gene Ontology annotation, biological process: cellulose biosynthetic process. Lineage: Eukaryota; Viridiplantae; Streptophyta; Magnoliopsida; Proteales; Nelumbonaceae. Gene Ontology annotation, molecular function: cellulose synthase (UDP-forming) activity. The record is from RefSeq and is a predicted model, not a curated record.
CAAAUAGAAGGUUGUAGGAGAGAAAGGGUUGGUGUAAUAGUCUUAGCAUGGUAUUCAUUAUUUAAUUUUUUAUAAUUUUUCUUAUUUUUUCCUGAAAAUCGAAGAUGCUCGAUAUAUUUUUUUUCACUGAAAGAGAGGGAUUUUUGCUAGUGUUUGAGGUAACAAGGAAGGAAUAAUAAGAGGGGGAAGUCUUUCUGUGCGUUCACAAAUAAGGCCCCUUCUAGCUUCCCCUCCACAGGUUUUACAGCUCAGAUGGGGAGCUCGAGCUUCAUCUCCAGUGAGAUGUAUUUCUUCUAGAUUUCCUGAACAUCGAGUUUUAUCAACUGGGUUCUGCUCAAAACCUAAAAUUAUAACAAAAAAGAUCGGAUUUUUAUCUGGUUUCCAAGGAGAGCAGAUCUGGAGAAAAUUUGGGUAUUUGGGUGUGGCCUCUUUAUUUUGAGUCAUGGAGGCCAGUGCUGGUUUGGUGGCAGGCUCUCACAACAGGAAUGAACUGGUCGUCAUCCGUCGCGAGGGAGAAUUUGGACCGAAGCCGUUGCGGCCAAUCAGUGGGCAAAUCUGCCAAAUUUGUGGGGAUGAUGUGGGGCUUAAUGUAGAUGGUGAGCUCUUUGUUGCCUGCAAUGAAUGUGCCUUCCCAAUUUGCAGGACUUGCUACGAGUAUGAGCGGAGAGAAGGAAGCCAGGUCUGCCCACAGUGUAAAACUAGGUUCAAACGUCUAAAGGGGUGUGCUAGAGUUGCGGGUGAUGAAGAAGAAGAUGGCAUCGAUGACCUUGAGAACGAAUUUAGUUUUUCUGGGAGGGAAAAGCAAGAUAUGCAAUAUCUUGCUGAAUCCAUGCUUCAUGGCCACAUGAGCUAUGGCCGAGCCGGGGAUGCAUACAUGCCUCAAGUUAUUCAUACGAUGCCUCAAGUUCCUCUUCUUACCGAUGGCCAGAUGGUUGACGAUAUUCCUCCAGAACAGCAUGCUUUGGUUCCUUCUUUCAUGGGGGGUGGAGGAAAAAGGGUCCACCCCCUUCCAUUCGCAGAUCCUAGUCUCCCAGUCCAACCUAGAUCCAUGGAUCCAUCCAAGGAUUUGGCUGCUUAUGGUUAUGGAAGUGUUGCAUGGAAGGAGAGGGUGGAGAAUUGGAAGCAAAAACAAGAGAAGCUACAAGUCAUGAAGAAUGAAAUUGGUGGCAAAGAUUGGGACAAUGAUGGUGAUGGGCCAGAUCUACCCCUAAUGGAUGAGGCUAGACAACCGUUAUCAAGGAAACUACCAAUUCCAUCGAGCCAAAUAAACCCAUAUCGCAUGAUCAUCAUUAUACGGCUUGUAGUUCUUGGGUUCUUCUUUCAUUACCGAAUAACACAUCCAGCACCUGAUGCAUAUGCAUUGUGGCUCAUAUCUGUUAUUUGUGAGAUUUGGUUUGCCAUUUCAUGGAUCCUUGAUCAGUUUCCAAAGUGGCUACCAAUUGAUCGGGAAACUUAUCUAGACAGACUAUCCUUGCGGUAUGAAAAAGAAGGCCAGCCUUCUCAACUCUCUGCAGUAGAUAUAUUUGUGAGUACAGUAGACCCAUUAAAAGAACCUCCUCUGGUUACUGCAAACACCGUUCUAUCCAUUCUUGCUGUCGACUACCCUGUAGAAAAGGUUUCUUGCUACGUUUCAGAUGAUGGUGCUGCUAUGCUGACAUUUGAAGCAUUGUCUGAAACAUCUGAGUUUGCACGGAAAUGGGUUCCUUUCUGCAAGAAGUUCAAUAUUGAGCCACGAGCACCUGAGUGGUAUUUUGCUCAGAAGAUUGAUUAUCUCAAGGAUAAGGUCCUCCCUUCAUUUGUAAAAGAGCGAAGGGCCAUGAAGAGAGAAUAUGAGGAGUACAAAGUUCGGAUCAAUGCUUUGGUUGCCAAGGCUCAGAAGGUCCCGGAAGAAGGGUGGACAAUGCAAGAUGGGACUCCAUGGCCUGGAAAUAAUGUCCGAGAUCACCCUGGCAUGAUUCAGGUGUUUCUAGGCCAAAGUGGAGGGCAUGACACUGAAGGAAAUGAACUACCUCGCCUAGUUUAUGUCUCCAGAGAAAAGAGGCCAGGAUUUACUCACCAUAAAAAGGCUGGUGCUAUGAAUGCUUUGGUCAGAGUCUCAGCUGUGCUGACAAAUGCACCAUAUCUAUUGAACUUGGAUUGUGAUCACUACAUCAAUAACAGCAAAGCUCUCAGGGAGGCAAUGUGUUUCAUGAUGGAUCCAUUGAUGGGAAAGAAAGUGUGCUAUGUGCAAUUCCCACAAAGGUUUGAUGGUAUUGAUAGGCAUGACCGAUAUGCCAACCGAAAUGUUGUAUUUUUUGAUAUUAACAUGAAAGGUCUAGAUGGGAUACAAGGGCCCAUAUAUGUGGGGACUGGGUGUGCAUUUAGAAGGCAGGCGCUCUAUGGUUAUGAUGCUCCAAAGACAAAGAAGCCACCAACAAGGACCUGCAAUUGUUGGCCAAAGUGGUGUUGCUGUGCAUGCUGCUGUUCUGGGAAGAGGAAGAAGACCACUAAGCCCAAGUCUGAGAAGAAAAGGGGUUCUCGAAAUUUGAUACCACCUGCAUAUUCUUUGGAGGGCAUUGAAGGGAUUGAGAGUUCAAAAUCAACUGUGAUAUCUGAGGAGAAGUUGGAAAAGAAGUUUGGACAGUCUCCCGUGUUCGUUGCAUCCACCCUGCUUGAGAAUGGUGGAACACUGAAAAGUGCAAGCCCUGCAUCUUUGCUGAAAGAAGCCAUUCAUGUCAUCAGCUGUGGCUAUGAAGACAAGACAGAUUGGGGAAAAGAGGUUGGUUGGAUCUAUGGUUCUGUUACAGAAGAUAUUCUUACUGGUUUUAAGAUGCACUGCCAUGGAUGGCGAUCAAUAUAUUGUAUCCCACCGAGGCCAGCAUUUAAAGGAUCUGCACCCAUCAAUCUUUCUGAUCGUCUGCAUCAGGUCCUUCGAUGGGCUCUUGGUUCUGUGGAAAUUUUCUUGAGCAGGCACUGUCCCAUAUGGUAUGGAUAUGGAGGUGGCUUGAAAUGGUUGGAGCGCUGGUCUUACAUAGGUGCUACAGUUUAUCCAUUGACAUCAAUUCCACUGCUAGCAUACUGUACCUUACCUGCUGUGUGCUUGCUCACAGGCAAAUUUAUCACUCCAGAGCUUAGCAACAUCGCAAGUUUAUGGUUUAUGUCACUUUUCAUUUGUAUUUUCGCUACAAGCAUCCUGGAAAUGAGAUGGAGUGGUGUUGGUCUUGAUGAUUGGUGGCGGAAUGAGCAGUUUUGGGUCAUUGGGGGUGUUUCUGCGCAUCUUUUUGCAGUCUUCCAGGGUCUUUUAAAGGUAUUGGCUGGUAUAGAUACCAACUUCACUGUGACAUCGAAGGCUGGGGAUGAUGAUGAGUUCUCAGAGCUAUAUGCAUUUAAGUGGACUACAUUGCUUAUCCCACCAACAACAUUGCUAAUAAUAAACCUUAUCGGUGUUGUUGCUGGUGUCUCAAAUGCAAUAAACAACGGGUAUGAGUCAUGGGGUCCUUUGUUUGGUAAGCUCUUCUUUGCCUUCUGGGUGAUUGUCCAUCUCUACCCAUUCCUCAAGGGUCUAUUGGGCCGGCAGAACAGGACACCCACAAUCAUCAUUGUCUGGUCCAUUCUUCUUGCUUCUAUCUUUUCCCUUUUGUGGGUCCGGAUUGAUCCAUUCUUGGCCAAGUCGGAUGGACCUGUCCUGGAAGAAUGUGGACUGGACUGUAAUUAGCAUUUUUCUGCUCCCAGGGGUUUUCAAUUGCUUUGGAGCUUGAUCUGGUCAUGCCAUUUUCGCAGGAGACUCGUUUGCAUUACUAGACAAUUACAUAUGAGCUUCCAAAAGAGAAAAGAGAGUUCAAUCUAGUGAGAUUCUGCAAUCUGUAGAUAGAUGUAUGGGUUGUGUUAUCAUAUUUUUGGGGGUGGGUCAUAACUCACCCUUCUGGGGGUGAAGAAUCAAAAGUCGAGUUCAUCACCAUGUAAGUUUAUGUUCUCCUCGAUUCUUUAUUAGUUUGGUGAAAACGGUGAAGAGAAAGAAGGGUCAAUAACAUUGUCUGUUGGAUCUGUUCUCUCUUUGUAUUACUUUUACAAUAAAGGCAGGCGUUUGCCUGCAAUGUGGAACAGUCAUAGCAGAGGGAGGUUUCAUCUGUUUGGACCUUAUUUUCUACAAUUCUACCCUGUUACCCAGUCAAUAUUCCUGGUAGCUGUGGUGAUCAUGGAAGGUUAGUAAAGUCACAAAUGCUUGAUGCUGUAUAAAGUGUAAUCUUGAGCCCAAGUCUUUUUGAGAUACUGUUUAGGGUUUGCAUUGUAAUGAGAUAAUUUGUGUUACAAGCAACAUCUCUCUCUCUUA